UAGCGCAGCGAACUGUCCCCCCCCCGCAACACACACACUCUCUCCACACUCGCACACACGCGCGCAGAAGCUCCAGUGAUUCAACCCUGAUUUCCAAGCGAACGAGAGCGAGACGAGCGACAGACGGGAUGCCCAAAAAGUGAGGACCGGCGGCGGAGAGAGAGAGAGAAAGAAAGAGAGAGAGAGAGAGAGACAGACAGACAGAGGUUUGUUUUUUUUUACGCGCUGAAGAAGUGUCCGCUAAAGAGAGAGCCGGGAGAAGCAGACGCAACAACAACAAGACGAGAAGCUGCGCGCUCUCUCCCUGGCAACUUGCGCACAGUGGCAGAGUUUUUAGCGGCAGUAUUGUUCUGACUUCACUCCAGAGGGGCCACUCCGAGGAGAGCGGACGCACACAAAAGGGGGAAAAAGGCAAAAGGACUAAUCGAGCACGCUUUGUCGUCCAAAGUAAUGGUCGUGCGCUCUUAGAUCCCACAUUUCUCUGUCUCUAUAUUUCCUCCCAGCUUCUUUACAUAUAUAUUUAUAUAUAUAUAUAUAGUUUUUUUUUUUAUAUUAUUAUUAUUUUUUCGUCCCGUCCGUCGGUUUGUGUGUCCCCCCUCUUGCUUUGUCGCCGUGAGAGAGUGGAGACGCGCCGGGGGUUUGAGGAGCAGAAGCGGGGCUGUCCACAUGGUCCAACCACUGGCGUGAAAGUUGACUUCUUCAGAAAACAAGAGAACAGGUGCCAGUGAUGAUGGUGGAAUCAGCCUCUGAGACAAUUCGAACGACGCCGUCCAGCCAGAAUGGAGUCAGCAGCCUCAGCAGCCAAUCAGACGGAGGGGGAGGUAGAGAGGGCGGGUCUAACGGAGACACCAAUGGAGAGCUCAGUCCGGUCGACUUACUGCACCUGCAGCAACAGCAGGCGAUCCAGGCAGCCAGACAGUUCCUCCUGCAGCAGGCCUCUGGACUAAACUCCCCUGGCAGCAACGAGGUCAAACAGAGCCCUGUACAGGUGCCCGUGUCCAUGGCGAUGAUGAGUCCACAGAUGAUCACUCCUCAGCAGAUGCAACAGAUCCUGUCUCCUCCUCAGCUCCAGGCCCUUCUCCAACAACAGCAGGCUUUAAUGCUACAGCAGUUACAGGAGUAUUACAAGAAGCAGCAGGAGCAGUUGCAUCUCCAGCUUCUGACUCAGCAGCAGCAGCAGCAGCAGCAGCAGCAGCAGCAGCAGCAACAGCAGCAGCAGCAGCAGCAGCAACAGCAGCAACAGCAGGCCGGGAAGCAAGCAGCUAAAGAGCAGUUAGGCAGUAAGCAGUUGGCCUUCCAGCAGCAGCUGAUCCAGAUGCAGCAGCUCCAGCAGCAGCAUAUCCUCAACCUCCAGAGACAAGGCCUGGUCCCACUGCAGCCCACUGCCGCCAUGCAGUCUCUGCAGCAAGCUAUGUGUCCGUCAGACCUCCAGCAGCUGUGGAAGGAGGUGUCUGGUGUGCAGAGCAGCGAGGAGGCCCUGAAACAGGCCGAAGGCCUGGACCUGAGCACCAACAGCUCCAAUUCUACCUCAGCCUUCCCCAAAGCCGUCAGCACUCACAUCCCUCUACACAGCCUGUCCAACGGACAGAGCCACACUCCAAAGAGAGACAGAGCCAGACUGUUUGAGUGGAUAUCCUCCUUCACCAAGGCAGACAGCGGAGACGACCAUGUCCCCCUUUACUCCAAAGGCAACCAACCCCCCAGCCAUCAUGAGGAACACGCCAGCUCCCAUCCUCUCUACGGCCACGGAGAGUGUAAGUGGCCCGGCUGUGAAGCGUUGUGUGAGGACAUGGGACAGUUCAUCAAGCACUUGAACAAUGAGCACGCCCUGGAUGACCGCAGCACCGCUCAAUGCAGAGUCCAGAUGCAGGUGGUUCAACAGCUGGAGAUACAGCUGGCGAAAGAGAGCGAACGACUGCAGGCCAUGAUGACCCACCUGCACAUGCGCCCCUCAGAGCCAAAGCCUUUCAACCAACCUCUGAACCUGGCCUCCAGUGGCUCCCUGUUGAAGCGGGACAGCGAUGCCUACCCAGAGGGUCUACCCCACCCCCCCACUUCGGCUGCCACCCCCAUCACGCCACUGCGCCAGGGACCCUCGGUCAUCAGCUCCUCGAGCCUGCACUCACACUCCCACACGCACGGUGUCGGGCCCAUACGUCGGCGCAACUCCGACAAAUACUGCACCCCCAUCGCCUCAGAGCUGGCUCAGAACUGUGAGUUCUACAAGAACGCUGAUGUCAGGCCUCCCUUUACCUACGCCUCUCUCAUACGUCAUGCCAUUCUGGAGUCCCCGGAAAGACAGUUGACUCUCAAUGAAAUCUACAACUGGUUUACGCGGAAGUUCGCUUAUUUCAGGAGAAACACAGCCACGUGGAAGAAUGCUGUGCGCCACAACCUGAGUCUGCACAAGUGUUUUGUUCGUGUUGAGAACGUGAAGGGGGCCGUGUGGACUGUGGAUGAAGUUGAAUACCAAAAGAGGAGACCACCAAAGAUGACCGGAAGUCCCACUCUGGUGAAAAACAUGAUUUCAGGCCUGGGCUUUGGAUCCCUAAACGCCAGCUACCAGGCGGCUCUAGCAGAGAGCAGUCUGUCCCUGCUCAACAGUCCUCAGCUGAUGAGUCCUCCGUCUGCAGCCAGCCUCAACAUGCUGCACGUGGGCCACGACGAUGUCAGUUCCACCGUGGAGCAGGUCAACAGCAACGGCAGCUGCAGCCCCACACUCAGCCCUCAACAGUACAGCCACCCGGUGCAUGUGAAGGAGGAGCCCACUGAGUUGGAGGAGGACGGUCGACCAAUUUCUCUCCUGGCUGGAGUCACACACAACCUGCCGCUGCCAAGUGAUGAGCGCGACCUGGAGGAGGACCUUCCCACCGAGGAGCUGGAGUAGGACAGGUCCACGACGGACCAGAGGGACGGGACAGAGUGAGAUCCAUCCCCGCAUCCCUCUAGUCGGUGUGAAGAGGAAGAAAAAGUACGCUUAUGACAAAAGAGAGAAGAAAAAAGAGAAUGUUUUUUUUUGUUGUCGUUUUUAAGAAAAUGCAAGCAACCAAGGAUGACAUUGAGAAACUCCAAACAGGGUUAGAUGACCUCCGUUACUUUCAGACGCAAAAAGAAGACUGUGGAGCUGCUUUACCUCCAUGUGUUUUGUUAUCUCCCCCCUCCCCACUCCCCCAACGCUUGUUUCAGAGGUGUAACACCACUUAUUACAUACACACUCACACAAAUACGCACACAGACACACUCAAGCCGCGGUUCCUUUUCCUCGCUGGGAAGAGGCCUCUCUUCUCCUCGUCCCGCCUCACCGCUCUGCACAGACCCUCCUCACUGCUGGCUCUUUGAGUUUGUUACAAAGAAAAAAAGACACACACAGGUUCAUGUGUAUAUAGAUCUGGAAGCAGUCAUCAGGGGCUGUGCAGUAUACCUCUUCUCCCUCUGUGAGUCAAUCACUUUUCACUUAUGUUUUUGAUUUGGUUGAGAUGAAACUGUCGGGCUUCGAGAUAUAGGAAGGAAGGAAGGAAGGAAGCAAGGAAGGAAGCAAGGAAACGUGCUUUCAAAGAUUACCUCCAGCAGUGCUCCAACACCUCUGCACAUCAGGCUCCUGUCCCCAAAGUCUGUGCAUGAGCCCUCAGCGAGGCUGAUUCACCAGAGGCGGCGUGACCCGCGGUCUGUGCCAAAACUUCUGCCCCCAGCAAGACAUUUAAUGAUGGACAUCUUUGCUUCUACGUGAGGGAUAAAAAAAAAGACGUACUCCAACCCAACCACCCCCCAGGAAUAGGACAUUUGGUGCUGUCCUUCUCUUCUCCUCUGAUGGAGUGACGAGCUUGGAACAUUUAACGAACAAGAGGGAAAAGAGAGGAGGCGGCUGACACAAGAGGGAGGGAGCAUCUACAGAAAUAUUGUGACUAAAAAAAGAGAAAAUUGUUCACGAUUAUGGAAUAUAACAAGAAAAAAACGUGUGGUAGCUUUUGUCAUUUCCUUUUUAUUUUUUAUUUCACGUUACGUUGAUGAUGUUAUUAUGACUUUUUUUUUCUCGAGGAUCAAUAUUUCCACGGUGACGUUCCAUUUCGACGUACCUUUUCUAAGAAUGCUGUUUUUUUUGCUAUUGUUUAUUGUGAUUUCUUUGAUUUUCUCUGACUGUUCACACCAUUCCAUACGAGUAUUGGCAAGAAAAAGAAAGAAAGAAAAGAACGCGCAGUAUUGUCCGAACUUGUGAUAACCGACCCCUGACCCCUGACCCCUGACUCCUGCCCCUCUCCUUUUCUGUCCCAGGUGUAGCAGACAAGAAAUUUGGAAAUAGCACUUAAAAGUUUCCAUUAUCCAGACAGAUUAUUUAACAGCUGAAUAUUGUUUUUCUUUCUCAUUCACUUGUUUUUUCGGUUGUGUAUUUAGUUGAGGAAGUAUCAGUAAUGCUUUAAAAAUAUAUAUAUAUUAUUACUGCGGUCAGAGAAUACCUCAUCCCACAAAGGUUCUGCCUGGAACUGUGUCCAAAUUGCUAAAGAAAUAAGGGGGGAUUCUUUCUGUGGGACACCAAAUGUGGCAACUCUGCUCGGCUUCAGAUUCAAAGCUCUAUGGUUGUUAUAGUUACUGUGUAGAAGUUAUCUACCAUUCACUGUGUGAGUUUGUGUUCAAGGAAUAGCAUGUGAGAUUUUCUCUUCUUUUCUUUGUUUGUUUGUUUUCUGUGAGCAUAAAAAGCAUUACUUUACGCUACAGUGCCAUACCAAAUUUAACAUUUACUUUAAUCUGUUUAAUCUGCUUGUUCCCGUUUUUAUUUUUGUUACAGGUAACCAAAGAAAUACGUAGAAAACCAAAAACCCUGUAGUUUAUUUUGCCCUUGUUGAGUUUCUUUUUUUUUGUUUCUUUCUUCUUCUUCUUUUUCUUAAAGAACCGGCCAAAAGACAACAAACCAGGAGUUUGAAUUCCUAUUAUUGUAUUCUCAUAACUAUUGUGUUGAAAUGAUACAUGACUUACAGUGCUGACCAUUCCAAAAACCAAAGUGUGCAAAGCAAACUAGACUUUGGAGACAUUAAAGCUUUUACAGAAGUGUUUAUGAAUAACUCACAUUUAGGUAAAGAGGCCAAAAAGCGUAGUAUUAACACACACCACAGUCGCACAGUUCCUCUGAAGACAAACAAAAGCACUUAGAAGUUAAAACUCUCAGGCUAAACUUUGUUCUAAACAAUCUUAGGAUUGACCUAAAAAUAAGCAAAAUCUGCACCUUUCAAGUUCAAGAUUUUAAACAGCAUUUGGCUUAAGGAGCAAUUGUUUUUUUUUUUAAAUGGAGCAAAAAACAUGCCCUGAUAAAACUGUAUGUCAUAUUUAAAACAGGGACUAAUAAUGAAGAUUCCAUUAAAGAGGGAACAAUUGAAAUCAGUGAAAAUAUACCAAUGUAAGAGGAAGACGACCAAGGGACGUCAUGUUAGUCAAAGUUGGGUUCAUAUUUUCAUACUUUUUUCAAACUGUCUCUUGCACUUGUGACAAUUUCUUUCUUAUUUAAUGAAAAACAAAAAAAGAAUGACCUUUCUGAUGACUUUGUGUUCAAACAGGACUGUUUCCUGUCACAUUAGACACUGAUUUCUAACAAAAGUACAAAGUGGCAGACAUCAAGACAUCUUGAAACAAGAUAAAAAAACAAAAAGAACCAAAAAUAACACUACCUCCUUUUUCGAAACAGUUCAACACAUAGCCAAUGGGAGACUGAACUCUCUGAAACACCUUUUUUUUUUUCAUCCAUUCUUCCUUGAUGAUGAUAAUAAUAAUAAUGAUAAUGAUAAUGAAUGCCAAAAUUGUGUUACGCUUACUGUAUGACUGACAAACAGAGCUAUUUGGUGGAUCCGGACCCCGACACAUCUGCUUGAGCCCAAAACCACAGAGAUGUUUCACUUUUCAUGGAAUUUAAAAAUGACUACCUCUCCUCAAGCCACAUCUAAAGCACUCUCUAUGUCUCAAAGUGUGUUGUGAAGAGCUCGCUACAAUAUCAUAUAAACGUUUUCUGUCCGCCGAUGAGGGAACGAUGGCCGCUAAUGGUUACGCAUAGAAGCAGGGCUAUGGGUUAGUGCAAAACACAGGCUCUGACCAUCCAGAUAUCCAAAGACCACCACAAA
Molecule: messenger RNA, 6101 nt
Organism: Solea senegalensis (Senegalese sole)
Lineage: Eukaryota; Metazoa; Chordata; Actinopteri; Pleuronectiformes; Soleidae
Gene: foxp4
Product: forkhead box P4
Exons: 18
Coding region: 728-2887 (719 amino acids)
Biological process (GO): regulation of transcription by RNA polymerase II
Cellular component (GO): nucleus
Molecular function (GO): RNA polymerase II cis-regulatory region sequence-specific DNA binding; DNA-binding transcription repressor activity, RNA polymerase II-specific
Source: RefSeq, a predicted model, not a curated record